AUGACUACUACGACUACUACGACUACUACGACUACUACGACUACUACGACUACUACGACUACUACGACUACUACGACUACUACGACUACUACGACUACUACGACUACUACGACUACUACGACUACUACGACUACUACGACUACUACGACUACUACGACUACUACGACGACGACGACGACGACGACGUACUAUUAUUGCGACGGAAUUGACAUUCGCGGUGCAGACCGGACUAACUGGAUUGGGAUUAAUGAGUGGGGCUGA
This is a messenger RNA of Aspergillus niger, 261 nucleotides long. RefSeq lists its product as hypothetical. The record is from RefSeq and is a predicted model, not a curated record. NCBI's taxonomy places the organism in Eukaryota, Fungi, Ascomycota, Eurotiomycetes, Eurotiales, Aspergillaceae. The transcript has 2 exons. Bases 1 to 261 code for a protein of 86 amino acids.